Messenger RNA from Amphimedon queenslandica, 2160 nucleotides. RefSeq lists its product as uncharacterized. The record is from RefSeq and is a predicted model, not a curated record. NCBI's taxonomy places the organism in Eukaryota, Metazoa, Porifera, Demospongiae, Haplosclerida, Niphatidae. Bases 745 to 2058 code for a protein of 437 amino acids. The transcript has 3 exons.
ACACAGAUAUAAACUCAGCAUACAUUGAUGGUAUUAGUCUAACACAUGGUAACCCAAGGAAACAUAUCUGGUCAUUGAUUAGUGGAUAUUCAGGUAUUGCUUUUAGUGGCUGUCCUUGUGGUAGUAACAAUCCAAAAUCUGUUCCAUCAUUUGUUGGUUCUCACUAUUAUUGUGAAGCUGGUUGUCACAAUAACUGGGGAUCUUGUAAUACAUUAUAUCCUUCUGAUCCAUUAUGGGAUGGUAAAGGUUGUGGUAGUACUGAAACCACUUGUUGUCAGCGUACUCUUAUUCCUUGGUUCUAUAGAUCUUUUGGUUAUUCUACUACUGAUAAUAUUGAGAUGAGGUUAUGCUGUGAUGAAGGCACAAAUAAUGAAGAUGUUGCCAUUAGGGAAUAUGAAAUUUAUGUCAAGUGAAGAUUGAUAAAACAGCACAUGUAAUUGUUGACACUUUUUGGUUUGAUUUAUUGGACAUAUUUGAUAACUUUUUAGAGCUAUUAUGCUUGAGUGAUUUAGUUUAUAGAAAUAAAAAGUGAUCAAUUACUUUUUUGAAAGCAAGAAAUGAGUACUGCACUUCAGUGUGAGUGACCUGCUCAAUGAGAGAGGACUAGUCUAUGGUUUUAAGCUUGACCUUUUUAUGGGAAGAUAUGAAUUAUCAAUUAUACUUAUCUUAUAAGGAGGAAUUGUUUAUAAAAGGAAAGACAAAGGUUUUUAGCAUACAUACCUGCAUUAUAAAAGGCUUUACAUUAUGACAAAAGUUUCAUUCAUUGAAGUGAAGAUGUAUUCAUAUUAUUCUAUUCUACUGGUUCUUUGUAUGACCUCUUAUUCAUUAUCUGCCAGUAGUACACUUGAUGGUACUUGUGUUAAUCCUACUACUUUGUCUUUCAUUGAGAAUUCACUGACUAAUAUCAGUGAUCAGCUUAAAGGAUCAUCUAAUGGAGUGAGUGAGAGUCUCUCUAGUGUCACUAGUCUCUUUCAACUCUCCUUCCUUAAAGAAUUGAUUGGAUCUUACAAAGAGAAGUCAUCCAAUAGUAGUAAUGAAGAAGGAUUGGCCAUUCUGAAAAGAAUGGAACUAAUAUUGAACACAUCCACUGCUGACAUCACUUCUAAACUAGAGGACACCAAUGCUAGACUGAGUGCCAUUGAACAACAGCAACAAGAUAUUCCUUCAGCCAUUAGUUCACUGCAAUCACAAGUGUCUUCUCUCUCAUCUGAUCUUAACAAGUUGUCUCGAUUGUUAGCAAAACAUGUUAAUGUGAGUUUAGAUGAUGAAGAAGAGGCUCCUUCAUCUCCUCUCCUCUCCUCAUGUGAUGCUAUCCUCAGUAAGUGGCCUAACAGUCCUUCAGGUUAUUAUAAUCUAGCUGAUGUUAAUGGACAUAGUCGUCAUGUAUACUGUCACAUGGAGACUCUGUGUGGUAAAGGAGGAGGCUGGAGAAGAAUAGCUAGUCUGAAUAUGACUGAUCCUAAUGAGAAAUGUCCUACUCAGUUUAGAACUUAUGGAGUUGGUGCUUGUGGUAGACCAGUGACUAAUAGUGGUAGCUGUGUUGGUAUAACAUUUCCAUCAAGAGAUAUAAAGUAUUCACAAGUAUGUGGUAAAGUCAUUGGAUAUCAGGUUGGAAGAACAAAUGGUGCAGCUGCUCGUCAUGCUAGCAAGGAUAUUAACUCAGCAUACAUUGAUGGUAUUAGUCUAACACAUGGUAACCCAAGGAAACAUAUCUGGACAUUGAUUAGUGGACAUACAGGUACUGCUGCCAGUGAUUGUCCUUGUGCUAGUCAUACACCUUAUCCAGUUCCAUCAUUUGUUGGUUCUCACUAUUAUUGUGAAGCUGGUUGUCACAAUACACGUGCAUCUAAAACUACAUUAUAUUCUUCUGAUCCAUUAUGGGAUGGUAAUGGUUGUGGUAGUAGUGAGACCACUUGUUGUCAGCGUACUCUUAUUCCUUGGUUCUAUAGAUCCUUUGGUUAUUCUACUACUGAUAAUAUUGAGAUGAGGUUAUGCUGUGAUGAAGGCACCAGUAAUGAAGAUGUUGCCAUGAGAGAAUAUGAAAUUUAUAUAAAGUGAAUCAACAAUUUAUGUACAUUUGCUACAUUUUAAUUAUUGGACACAUUUUUAGUUAAGUUUUUAGAGCUAAGUUUGUUUAGUUUUUUGAUAAUUUAAAAGUAA